AAUAAUAAAUAUAUUCCAGAAUGUUCAGACACGUAGCUGUAAUCGUUUUUCUGGGUUAUGCUCUGGCUUUUCCUGAAGCCAGCGAAAGGUCGAGAAGGAGUACGACUGAAAACCCCUUAGUAACUACCCCUUUAGGUCAAAUAAAGGGUACGGUUAUGACUUCAAGGCUAGGCAAACCUAUAUAUGCAUUUAGGGGCAUACGCUACGCGAAAGCGCCAGUAAAUGAGCUGAGAUUUAAGCCUCCAGAGCCGGUAGAGAAAUGGGAGGGCGUCUAUAAUGCCACUGAAGAUGGUCCACUUUGUCCACAACCUACCACGGAUCCUGUAUCAGAAGACUGUUUAAUAUUAAAUGUUUAUUCCACCAAGCUUCCGAAGAGUGCUGAAAAUCCGAAACGCUCUGUAAUAGUCUACAUACACGCUGGAGGGUUUUACAGUGUCGGUUCUACCAGUUAUUGGGCUGGACCCAAUUAUUUUAUGGACCAAGAUAUCGUCUUAGUGACCAUCAAUUACCGCUUGGGAACUUUAGGUUUCUUGAGUACCGGCGACAAAGAAGCCCCAGGGAAUAACGGCUUGAAAGAUCAAGUCCAGGCAUUGAAAUGGGUGAAACAAAACAUCGAGGCUUUCGGAGGGGACCCAGAUUGUGUCACAAUCAUGGGUUAUAGUGCUGGUGCGAUGAGCGUUAUCUUGCAUAUGGUUUCACCGAUGUCCCAAGAUCUAUUCCACAAAGCUGUUGCAAUGAGUGGAUCCCCUCUAGGCAAUUGGCCUAUUCUACACAAUCAACUGGAUCUGGCCAAAAAACAGGCUAAAUUUGUAGGAUGUCCAGAUGACACCGCUAUCAAUAUCGUAAAAUGCCUCAAGACUAAGCCAUUCAACGAACUGGGCGAAUCUCUACCUAAAUUUAAGGAAUUCGCAAAUGACCCCUUCAUGAUAUGGUCUGCUGUAAUUGAACCUGACUUUGGCCAACCACGAUUUUUGACGGCUCAUCCCAUCUAUCUCAUACAGAAUGGUCAAUUCAAAAGAGUGCCGCUUAUCACUGGAUUAACAGCGGAUGAAUUUGGACCCAAGGCGUUCGCUGUAAUAAACAACGAAACCCUGACGAAGGAGAUCAACAGUGAAUGGGAGAAGAAAGCUCCAAUUGCCUUCCUCUACGAAAGGGAUACGGACUACUCAAAAUCUAUCAGCAAGGAGCUAAAAACGUUCUAUUUGCACGACAAACCCGUGGAUCAGUCCCAGCUCACACCUCUGGCUCAGCUGUACGCGGACUCCGUAAUAGGAUUUGGGGUGAACAGAGCAGCAAAACUGUUUGCCGAGUACAGCAAUACUUCCGUGUAUUACUACCGUUUCAGCUAUCAAGGCCGGUACAGCCAUUUCUACACGCCGGAGAGCAAUAACACUGUUCCUUAUGGGGUCGUUCAUCACGACGAUUUGAUAUAUUUGUUCUACGUUUCGAGGUUAUUCCCCUUAUUCAAAGAGAGCUCUCCAACAGAAGUCGAAAUGGUGUCAAAGUUGACGGCUCUUUAUGCAAAUUUCGCUAAAACAGGGAACCCCAUCCCAGCCCCUUCGGAGAAACUGGACAACGUGAAAUGGGAGCCGUUCACCCUCAAAGAACAGAAGUACAUGGACAUCGGGAACAAGCUGCAGAUGCAGGAGAAGCUGUACGAGAAGAGGUACGCGGAGUGGGAAAAACUGUUCCCCUUGGGUCAAUACUCAAAAAAUAAACAAAGCCACAACUUCCAUAAGAACAUGUUUGUGGCCUUAGUAGUGUGCUAUGCUUUAGCACUAUUCGCAAUAAGUGAGGGAAAAAAUGAGGAGAAAAAGAAACAUGUAACUGAAAAUCCGGUAGUAACUACCCCAUUAGGACAAGUAAGAGGUAGUCUUAUGACUUCUAGACUGGGAAAAACCAUUAACGCUUUCAGAGGUAUGCGUUAUGCCAAACCACCAGUAGAUGAACUGAGAUUCCAGCCUCCGGUGCCUGUGGAAAAGUGGGGGGGAGUCUAUGACGCCACCAAAGAUGGUUUUCUUUGCCCUCAACCCUCUACAAGCCCUGUCUCGGAAGAUUGUUUGAUCGUAAACGUUUAUUCAACCCAGCUUCCCCAGGAUUCUGAGAAUCCAAAACGUCCCGUAAUCGUCCACAUCCACCCUGGAGGAUUCUACAGCUCAUCUUCAGUGAGUUACCGUGCAGGACCGCAAUAUUUCAUGGACCAGGACAUUGUCUUGGUUACUUUCAAUUAUCGCUUAGGUUCUCUGGGCUUCUUGAGCACCGGCGACAAGGAAGCACCAGGCAACAAUGGCUUGAAAGACCAAGUGUUGGUCUUGAGAUGGGUAAAACAAAAUAUCGAAGCUUUUGGGGGGGACCCGAACAGCGUUACGAUCCAGGGGUACAGUGCAGGAAGUCGUAGCGUCAUUCUGCAUUUGGUUUCGCCAAUGUCGCAAGGCUUAUUCCACAAAGCGAUUGCAAUGAGUGGGUCGGCCGUGGGCGCCUGGAUUCCUCCACAUAACCAGCUGGAAAUUGCCAAAAAACAGGCAAGAAUUGUAGGGUGUCCGGAUGAUACCAGCGCCAACAUCAUAAAGUGUUUGAAAACUAAGCCGUUCAAAGAAUUGGGAAAUUCCCUUUCUCAGUUUAGGGAAUUUGGAUACGAUCCAGUUGUAAUAUGGUCUCCUGUCAUCGAAAGUGACUUUGGUCAACCGCGGUUUUUGACUGCCCACCCCAACGACCUCAUACAAAGUGGAAAAUUCCAAAAUGUACCUUUUAUUACUGGCAUAACGACCGAUGAAUUCGGAUACUUCGCGUUUAACGUGGUAAACAACGAAACUCUGACCAAACAAAUAAACGAAGACUUUGACAAAAUCGCCCCAAUAGCUUUCAUCUAUGAAAGAGACACGAAUCGAUCGAAAAAUGUCAGUAAGGACCUGAAGAAGUUCUAUUUGCAUGACAAGCCUGUGGACAAAUCUCAAUUCACGGCUUUGGCUAACUUGUAUGCCGAUUCGAUAGUGGGAUUUCCAGUGAACAGAGCAGCGAAACUGAUAUCCCAGUACAGCAGUGAUUGUGUCUAUUACUACCGUUUCAGCUACCAGGGACGCUACAGUCACUUCUACCUACCUGACAGUAACAACACCACUCCUUAUGGGGUUGUCCAUCACGAUGAUUUGAUAUAUUUGCUCUACAAUUCGAAACGCUUCCCGUGGUUCAACGCCACAUCCCCAGAAAUUGAAAUGGUCGAGAAGUUGACGACCCUCUAUGCCAAUUUCGCUAAGACCGGAAAUCCAACCCCUACAUCAACUGACAAACUGGACAACGUGAAGUGGGAACCUUUCACUCUUAAGGACCAGAAGUACUUGGACAUCGGAAAGAAGCUUGUAAUGCAGGAGAAGCUGCACGAAAAGCGGUACGCGGAGUGGGAAAGGCUGUUCCCCUUGCCCCUUGCCACUAAGCAAAAACCACUAAUUAGUUGCGGAGGAUAUCGUUCUCCUCUCACUUAAUAAUAAGGAGAUCUUUAUUUAGAUACAUUCUUUAUUUACGAUGUAUUACAUUAUUUUUUUGUGAAAUAAAAUAAUUUUAUAUUUAAA
Messenger RNA from Anoplophora glabripennis (Asian longhorned beetle), 3566 nucleotides. RefSeq lists its product as uncharacterized. Lineage: Eukaryota; Metazoa; Arthropoda; Insecta; Coleoptera; Cerambycidae. The record is from RefSeq and is a predicted model, not a curated record. Bases 21 to 3479 code for a protein of 1152 amino acids. The transcript has 20 exons.